Kogia breviceps (pygmy sperm whale) is the source of this 1430-nucleotide messenger RNA. Its product is annotated as trem-like transcript 2 protein. The record is from RefSeq and is a predicted model, not a curated record. Gene Ontology annotation, cellular component: cell surface. Lineage: Eukaryota; Metazoa; Chordata; Mammalia; Artiodactyla; Physeteridae. Gene Ontology annotation, molecular function: signaling receptor activity. Gene Ontology annotation, biological process: T cell activation.
UAGAACCCCAGGUCUUCCCUGGCAGCCCCAAGUGGUAUGUCCAGCAUAGGCCUGGGGCCCUAACCUUGGACCCCUGCCCCCUGCUGGACUUGCACCCACCUCCACUGCACGGGGCCAUGGCUCCCACCUUCCUGCUGCUGCUGCUGUGGCUCCAGGGCCCUGUCGCAGGUGCCCCUGUCGAGAGCGUGUACUCCAAAGUGCGGCAUUUUGAAGGGGAGACUCUGUCUGUGCAGUGCUUCUACAAGAGCCGCAAAAACCACAUAGAGGGUAAGGUUUGGUGCAAAAUCAGGAGGAAGAAGUGCGAGACUGUGUUCACCCGUGUUGGGGUGCAGGGGCCGCGCUAUUUGCUGCAGGACGAUACCCAGGCCAAGGUGGUCAGUAUCACCAUGGCGGCCCUGAGGCGCCAGGACUCGGGCCGGUACUGGUGCAUGCGCAACAGCUCUGGCAUCCUCUACCCUCUGAUGGGCUUCCUGCUGGAAGUGUCUCCAGCCUCCACAACCAAGAGAAACACUCCUCUUACGAAGCUGCCCACCAUCCUCCAGAGUGGAACUGUCGUCACAGCAGGCCCAGCCCUCACCUCAAGCCCUGAUGCCCCUUUCACCACCAGCACGACGGUGUUCACACCUGGACUCCUCACCUUGGCUAGACUCUUGCCCUUCCCUGCCUCAGGGAGCAUCAGACUGACCUCUGUGACAGGCUACGGCUUCACUGGCACCAGCCCCUCCACCACGGGGCCCAGGAGGACCAUGGGGUCCCAGACAGUGACUGCGUCUCCCAGCAAUGCCAGAGCCUCCGCUGCUGGCCCAGCCUCCACUCCCACUAAGGCUGGGCACCUGUGCACCAUGGGAUCGCCCACCACGGGAAUGUGCCCCACUGGCAGGUCUCUCCUCAACCUAUUAUCCCCCAGCAGGCACCAGGACUUCUAUCCUGCUGUGCUCGUGGGGGUGCUGGCCUUGCUCCUACUGCCUGUGAUGCUGAUCGUGGUCUAUGGGUUCUGGAAGAAGAGACACAUGGGAAGCUACAGCAUGUGCCGUGAUCCUGCCAGAUCCUGGAGGGACCCAGACACAAGACCAGAACCUCCGUGGAAGCCUGCUUGCGUCCCCAUGCCCUUGGGGGAAGAAAGAGUCCAGAAACAGCCCAUGUCCCAAGGGUCCCACCCUGGAGGAGAAGAAGGAACAGUGACUAAGAUUUGGGGGUCAACAAAGGUGUUGGGGAUCCCAGAGCUGUCCAAGCCCCCCACCCCCUGGGCCAAGUGUCCUCUACGGGGCCUCUGGAUGGGCCCUGAUCUGACUGUGGCUGCUUGUCCGUCAAGUCCUGGGAGCCAACAGAGCCCACACUCCCGCUGCUGCUGCCUGCUGGCUGGCCCCUCCAGGGAAAGCUGUGACCGGGCAGCUGAGAGCCCCGUACCCGCAGGACCAGCCUGUCCCUAG